Alosa alosa (allis shad) is the source of this 3726-nucleotide messenger RNA. RefSeq names its product integrin, alpha 2b (gene itga2b). Lineage: Eukaryota; Metazoa; Chordata; Actinopteri; Clupeiformes; Clupeidae. Gene Ontology annotation, molecular function: integrin binding. Gene Ontology annotation, cellular component: integrin complex; external side of plasma membrane. The record is from RefSeq and is a predicted model, not a curated record. Gene Ontology annotation, biological process: cell-matrix adhesion; cell adhesion mediated by integrin; cell-cell adhesion. The coding region runs from base 24 to 3182 and encodes 1052 amino acids. The transcript has 30 exons.
CAGAGGGACAGUAGGCUCAGAAGAUGAUGGGGGAGAGAAGGUGUCUGCCUGGGGUGGUUCACAUGCGGCUGCUCCUCCUAAUCAUCGCACCUGGUGUGCACCAAGCACUGAACAUCAACCAGAACAACGUGACCGUCUACAGCGGGCCAGAGGGCAGCUACUUUGGCUUUUCUGUGGAUUUCAUGCAGACCACAGGUCAAGGCGUAAGCCUAGUAGUGGGGGCUCCACUGGAUAACUCAACCCAGACAAAUGUGGAAGAGGGGGGAUCAGUGUAUCGCUGUCCCUGGUCAGCAAACGGGGGGACAUGCCAAAAAAUAGAGUUUGAUCCAAAGGGUAAUGAAGAGUACAGAGUGGCUGAUUUCACACUGAAGGGGUCUAAAUCGCAUCAGUGGUUUGGGGCGAGUGUGCGUGCCAUGGACCAAUACAUCCUGGCCUGUGCCCCACUAUUCCACUGGAAUGUCCUCAACAGCUAUAACGACUCCCAAAAUACUCCAGUGGGGAACUGCUUUCUGAAGGACGUUACCACUGGCCUAGUUUCCGCCUACUCCCCCUGCAGGGAUACAUAUGUGGAGUUCCACUACAAGAACAACAGAUAUGUGAAUGACAAGCGCUACUGUGAGGCUGGGUUUAGUGUUGACAUCACACGGAAUGGAACAGUUGUGAUUGGUGCCCCAGGAAGUCUGUACUUUCGAGGUCAGGUCUUCGCGGCAACCCUAGACGAACUAACAGACACGACGAGACGACCCAGAACUUCCUACCUCCCAUCAAAGGGUGUCGGGCAGGAAAUUAACUUUGACCCUUUUCAGGAUUCCGACACAUACAGUGGUUAUUCUGUUACCACUGGAUAUCUCACAGGGGCCAGCAUUCAAGAUUAUUUGGUUGGUUACCCUAAUGAUCGUGACACAUCUGGAACAGUCAGAAUCUACAAUGGAAGGCGUGAACUCAAAAAAAAGUUCUUUGGAACUCAGGUGGCAGCCUAUUUCGGUCAUGCUGUUGCGGUGACUGACAUCAACAGCGACGGGAGAGAGGACAUCCUGAUCGGGGCACCUCUCUACAUCGAGCAGCUAGCCAAUCAACAGCAGCGGGAGGUGGGCCAGGUGUAUGUCUACCUGCAGCAGGUCCGCUCCAAGUUUAAUGACCGCCCGGAACAGACGCUGACAGGCUCUUUGCCCUACGGACGCUUUGGAGUGUCUAUUGCCCCGCUGGGAGACCUGGACAACGAUGGCUACAAUGAUGUAGCUGUGGGGGCUCCAUCGUCUGAUGGAAAUGGCCGUGUGUUCAUCUACAUGGGGCAGAGUGAGGGUCUCUCCCCUCAGCCUACCCAGGUCCUGGAGAGCCCCUUCCCCUCCCCACGCACCCCCUCUUCCUUCGGCUUCACCCUCAGGGGGGACACUGAUGUGGACGACAACGGAUACCCAGAUCUUAUUGUUGGUGCAUGGGGUGUCAGUAAAAUAGCAGUUUACAGAACUCUUGCCGUUGUGAAGGCCAAAGGCCAGCUUGCCCUCUUUCCUGACGUGCUAAACCCAGAGGAGAAGACCUGUUCACUCCCCAGCACUAAGAAGGCAGUUACCUGUUUCACUGUCAUGAUGUGUAUCAGUGUCUCUGGGCAUCGUAUCCCCCAAACUCUGGCAUUGAGUGUGGAGCUACAGCUGGAUAAGAUGAAGCAGGCUCUCACCCGCAGGACUCUGCUUCUCCACAAUAGCCAGCCGCAGGAGAGAGUCACGCGCACAGUCCAGACCGCACAGACCAACAACUGCUUCAAUGUGACCGCCUAUUUGCGGGCAGAGACAGAGUUUAAGGACAAGCUCAGUCCUAUCUUCAUUUCGGUCAGCUACACACUGAUCAACACGCAGGAUGCCAUUCUUCAGGGCCAGACCUCCGCCAUGGACCAGACACGCAUCAUCCUUGACUGUGGUCCUGACAACAUCUGUAUCCCAGACCUGAAGCUGACUGCUAUUGCCGAGACGCCCCGCCUGCUGAUCGGAGACGACAACCCGGCGCUGCUGGUGGUGGAGGCAGAGAACCGGGGCGAGGGGGCGUACGAGACAGAGCUGCAUAUCAGUCUGCCCAGCAGCACACACUUCCAGGGCCUGGCCCCAGACAGAGAGGGCUUCAGCAGGCUGAACUGUGCAAAUAGGAAAGACAAUGGCACUGUGAUAGUGGUGUGUGACCUGGGAAACCCCAUGCCAGCUGGCCAGAAGCUGAAGGCGGGACUGCUCUUCAGUGUAGGAAACCUGAAGGAGGUGGAGAGAGAUGUCACCUUCCACAUGCAGAUCAGAAGUAAGAACAGUCAUAACCCGGAUAGUGACCCUGUCUUUCUAAAGAUCAAUGUGAUGGCCUCAGCAACACUAGAGAUGCAAGGAGCCUCCUCACCCUUGGAGGUUGUCCUGCCCAUCGCUAAGUGGGAGCCAGUGAAGCAGCCAGCCUCUUUGGAGCAAGUGGGGCCGUACGUGGAGCAUGUCUACAUGCUCCGGAACCUAGGUCCCAGUGCAGUGAACGUGAGGGCGGUGAUGGAGUUCCCCACACAUCGUCAGGGUGCUACCUUGCUCUACGCCUUUGCCACCGACUCUGAAAACUUUUUGUCCUGUUCUACCAACGCCAGUGUGGACCCCGACAGGCUGGUGAGAACAGAGUCCACAGUGAACAGAACCAGUCAGGAGGGCCACCACAUCAAUAAAAGGGAAGCCCUGACAGACAUUCCCCAAAACCCUCAAGCACAGAAGCCCAGAGAAACCAUCCAUGUGAACUGCUCCUCUGGGGAUCCAUGUGUGAGAGUGGAGUGUGAGGUGAGGGGGUUGAGGAGGCAGGGCAUCGCCGUGGUGAAGGUCAUGGCCCGUCUCUGGGUCAACACGUUUGAGAGGCCAAAUGAAAACUACAUCCUGCAGUCCAGUGCCUUCUACCAUGUGGUGGGGAUGCCCUCUAAGAUCCAGCCCCAGGAGCUCCCCAGCGGCCAGGCAGAGACUCACACCAGUGUUGUUUGGAGAGAAGAGAUGAGGGAGAUGCCGGUGUGGUGGAUCGUCGUGGCCAUUGCUGCUGGACUCCUGCUACUGGCUCUGCUCAGCUACAUAUUCUGGAAGGUGGGCUUCUUUAAGCGCAACCGGCCUCCAUGUGAGGAUGAGGAUGAUGACACACAAAAUCUCAGUGCUGAGCAGACAGAGUAUGCUAAUGUGAAGUCAUCCUAGGAGACCUGCACAUAAACACAGGCUGAAGACACCGUCAACAUGGGCUUACCUUCUUAUCAUCUGUAAAAGCUUUAAAAGUUGUUUUCUUUUAUCAUAUAUAAAUUUAAAUGAUAUUGUUUUAGGGGCUUCAUAAUGAAAAUAUUUCCUAUUUUCGUAAUCAUCUCAUUCACAUUUUCAUAUCUAGACUAUCAUCACUUCAUGUUUUAUGUUCAAAAGUCCUAUGAACUUAUCACACAUCUUACACUUGUUACAUGGUAGAGAAAUGUUACCUGAAAGAAACAAAUUUCAUGGUCAUUCUAUAUACUCAUUGCAAUUUACAGCUCCGUAGCAAGCAGGGAGAGGCCUGAGUGUGUAUGUUACCUGCCAAAGACUAGUUGUGAAAAAAACCUCUCAGCUACAUGUUCCAGUGUUGAGCUACAAAUUGUUGCAGAGAGAGAGAGAGAGAGAGAGAAUGCUCCAGAAACAGGCUCUUAACCAUGGUUGUACCAUGGGAAAAUGUUUAUCUCAUCUGUGGAUUAAAAAUAAAUUUCAUCUGUGGGUUGUA